AUGAACGCUCAGCAGGGCUGGGAGAUGCAGCCAUUGUGGGCUGGCAGCAGUACUCCAGCUUGGGAGCGGUAUGAAACCUUCGCUGACCGUUGGUCCCAAUUGUGCUACAAUAUGAAGAUCAGUCAGGUCCUGGCAAUUUAUCGAUACCCGACCUUGAGCGGUGCUGACGUAUUUACCUGGCAGCAUCACAAGAUUAUGGUUCGCUCAAUGUUGGCCGCCGAGUGGACUACACGUCUGGUAGGUGCACCCAUUGGCGAGCGCAAGCUCAAGAUGUGCAACAAGUCCGUGAACACGAAGCGAGACAUCCAGAACAAGGUUGGCAGAGAUGUGCUCAACAAAGCGAACGCCAAGCUGCAGAGUGGCACAUUGACGCAGGGAGAGGGCGACCAAAGCAAAUCCUCGGACGUUGCGUGA
Molecule: messenger RNA, 414 nt
Organism: Colletotrichum gloeosporioides
Lineage: Eukaryota; Fungi; Ascomycota; Sordariomycetes; Glomerellales; Glomerellaceae
Exons: 2
Coding region: 1-414 (137 amino acids)
Source: RefSeq, a predicted model, not a curated record